AAGCCGGCGUGAGGAGUGAUUGAUGCGUAUUUUCUUUUUAUAUCCAAACAAUAAUGGAUUAUUCACAUCAAGUUGUUGAUGACAAUUAAUAUAAUUAUAUUCAUAACUGAUGUAAUGGUUAUUAAUUCAUAAAGUGAAGAGUUUUCAUCAAAAUAUCAAGGAUGUCUACUUUAAAAUCAAAAAUGCUUUUUAAUUCAGUAAAACGAGUACAAUUUGAAAUUCUCUCUCCUGAUGAAAUUCGGCGUAUGUCAGUCACUGAGGAAGGAAUUCGUUUUACGGAAACUUUUGAAAAUGGAAAACCAAAGCAAGGAGGACUCAUGGAUCCAAGACAAGGAGCAAUUGACGAGAAAUCACGAUGUCUAACAUGCGAUGGACAAUUACCUGAAUGUCCAGGUCAUUUUGGUCAUAUUAAUUUAGCCAAACCUGUCUUUCACAUUGGCUUUCUCCCAAAAACGAUAAAAAUUCUCAGAUGCGUCUGUUUUUUCUGCUCGAAACUCUUAAUUUCUCCAAACGAUCCAACUAUCAAGAAAAUAUUCACCGAAACGGAAGAUCAGCCUGGUAGACGUCUGACACUAAUUCACGAUUUGUGCGUAACGAAACGAAAAUGUGGUGAUAAUUCAAAGGAACUUUACGGUUGCGGUCAGUGUCAACCGAAUUUCAGAAGAUCUGGUCUCGACCUUCAUGUAAAAUUUACACAAACUGGAAAAGAAGAAGAAGUACCGCUAACUGCAGAAAGAGUUCAUGGAAUUUUCAAAAAUAUCACCGACGAAGUUUCUUUGAUUCUUGGUAUGGAUCCAAAAACCUCACGUCCCGAAUGGAUGAUUUUGACUGUCCUGCCCGUACCUCCAUUGUCAGUUCGUCCAAACGUUAAAUCGAAAAAUUCAUCUGUUACGAAACAAGACGAUUUAACAACAAUAUUAUCAAACAUCGUUAAAAUAAAUCAAUUACUAAUCGACAAAAAUGAUAAUAAUCCAGAAAAUGUAAAACAACUGCACUUUCACACUGCCCUUCUGAUUAAGAAGGAUCUUCCAGAAUUGUCUUCAGAAUUAAAUUUUGAAGAAAAUUUUAAACAAAAGAAACCAUUGAAAUUAAAAGAAUGUUUUAAAGGCAAAAAAGGAAGACUUCGUGGUAAUCUACUGUGUAAAAGUGUAAAUUUCACAGCACGCUCUGUAAUCACCCCGGAUCCCAAUCUGCGAAUCGAUCAAAUAGGCAUACCUCAAACUGUCGCCAAAAAUUUGACAUUUCCCGAAAUUGUCACACCACUAAAUAUCGAAAAAUUACAAAAACUUGUCAAAAAGGGCGAUAAAAGUUAUCCAGGAGCUAAAUAUGUUGUCACAGACAAAGGCGAAAUAAUAGAUCUCAAAGGAAACGAAGAGGAUAGUAAAAUUAAAUGUGGAUAUAAGGUUGGAAGACACAUUUGUGACAAUGAUUUAGUUGUUUGUAGUCAUAAAUUUGAUAUGAAGGGUUACCGAGUUAAAGUAUUACCUUGGAGUACAUUUCGAUUAAAUGUCAGUAGUGCAUCGGCCCACGAUAUUCUUUUCAAUUCCGACGAAAUAAACUUGCACGUUCCCCAGUCAUACGAAACUAUAGCCGAAGUGGAAAAUCUUGAUAUGAUAGCGGGUCAAGUUAAGACACCAAAAACGAUGAAAUCGAUAAUAGGUGUUGUCGAGGAUGCAUUACUUGGCGCGUUUAAAAUAACCCAAAAGGAUGUUUUCAUUGAAAAGAGUGAUUUCAUGAAUCUUCUAAUGUUCGUCUCGAAUUGGAAUGGAGUAAUACCACAACCUUGUAUUUUAAAACCAAAACCCCUUUGGAGUGGAAAACAAGUAGUUUCUCUAUUAAUUCCGAAAAACUUAAUUUACGAUGAGUCAGAGUUUUCGGCUAAUUUUGAGGAUGAUUUUAUAAUGAUCAAAAAGGGAGAAAUUAUAACAGGUACUCUUUGUCGCAACACAGUUGGUUGCUUACGCAAUUCCAUUCCGUAUUAUUGUAUGAUGAACUUUGGUCAUCAAGUGUGUGUGAGAUUUUGUCAUGAUCUUCAAAAUGUCAUUAACAAUUGGCUAUUAUUAGAGGGACAUUCAGUUGGUAUUGGUGACACUAUUGCCAAUCCUGAGAGUUAUUUAGCAAUUCAGGAAUUAAUGAGAGGUGCCUCAUUUGAGCUUUUUAGAAUUAUGAAAGAUGCUUGUUUUUCAGAUAUGAAUUGGAAUGAUUUCAAUUUAGAUUCCUAUGAAGCUCUGAUAAUAUUAAAUAAACAUAUUCGCAAUGCAUUAGUAAAAUUUUUACCAAAAACGAACAAUUUUUUGAUAAUGGCAAAAGCAGAAUCAGAUGAAAAAUAUAAGGAACUGGCAAAAAUUAUUGGCUGCAAGGGACAACAAACUGUGAAGGGUGAACGUAUACCUUUUGGCUUUUGUAAACGUACUUUACCACACUUUAGAAAUGAAGAUUAUACACCCAAGUCGAGAGGUUUCAUCCAAAAUUCUCAUCUCUCUGGUUUCACACCUUCUGAUUUUUAUUUUCACGCUAUGGAGGGUCGAGAUUUUCUCAUCGAUUCUUACAAGAAAUCUAAAGAUGCGGAACACAUACAACGUAAUUUAGUGAAGGCUAUGGAAUCAGUAAUGAUACAUUAUGAUGGAACGGUGAGAAAUGCAGGGAAUCAGUUGCUUGAAAUCAAUUAUAGUUAUAAUUGUUUUUAUGAUGAGGUUCCCUUAUACAAUACUGAAAGCUCUGUUACACUGAAUAAUGAAGAAUUUGAAAAAGAAUUCAAAUUCGAUCUAACAAAUGAACGUGUACGUGAUAAAUUUAAUAAAAACAUUUAUCUCGAUGUGAUCAAUUCAGAAGAACUCAUUUCCGAAUUGCAAAAAGAAUUUGAUCAAUUAUGUGUAGAUAAAGCUGUGUUCAGAAGUAUCAUACCUACUUUGAUCUGUCCACUUCCUUUUAAUUUGGAACAAAUGAUUUAUGUUGCACAAAAUGAUUUUCAGACGAAAAAUGUGCCUUGUGAUUUGAAUCCGUUGAGGGUUAUUCAAGGUGUUAGGGAUCUUCUAGAAAAAUGCGUUAUUGUUAAUAGAGAUGAUAACAUCAGCAGAGAAAUAAAUGAGAACACGCAUUUUAUAUUUCGAUAUAUCGUGAGAUUGAGAUUGUGCACCAAAGCCGUCUUUGAAAAAUAUCAACUGUCAAGCCAAGCCUUCGAGUGGUUGAUUAGUGAAAUAGAAAAUCGGUUCCAUCAGGCAAUUGUUCCACCUGGUGAAAUGGUUGGUGUUUUAGCAGCACAAUCAAUUUGUGAGUCUCUUUCACACAUGACCUAUCACACUAUUAACCAUACUGCUACAGCAUGGUUCAAAAAGAAGCAAGGUGUCUCUAGAUUAAAAGAAAUUAUCAAUUGCAGUAAAAUGCCGAAAUAUCCAUCACUAAAAAUUCAUCUAAAACCAGAAAUUCGAACUAUUGAUAAAGCAGUUUAUGCAGUUGCCAGUCGAAUAGAACACACGACACUGAAAAAUUUGAUAUUAAGUUCUGCAAUUUAUUACGAUCCUGAUAUCAACAAUACCGUUAUUCCUGAGGAUCAAGAAUUCGUAAAUGUCUUUCAAGAAGUUGACGACCUCGAUCCAUCGAGUUUAUCGCCAUGGUUGCUUCGCUUCGAAUUGGAUCGAAGAAAAAUGCUACGAAAAAGAAUAAAAAUGGAAAAUAUUGCUGGUAAACUGCAUUCAAUAUUUGGCGACGACUUGAAUGUCAUGUUUAAUGACGACAGUGCGGAGCAUUUGAUUCUUAGAAUUCGAAUAGUCAACGGUGAUGAUGAUAUUGAAGAUAAAUUUGAAGAGAGCAAGAAAACGUCAGAUGAGAUUGAAUGUGAAGAUGAUGUCUUUUUGAAAGGCAUCGAGUCAUUUAUUUUGAAUGACAUUACAAUACAUGGUAUUGAAAUGAUUCAUAAAGUGGGCAUAAAGAGAGGAGAACGUCAUCAGAAACUGAAAACUAAUGGUACAAAUUUAGUGAAAGUAUUAAUCGAUAAAGAUGUUGAUUCAAGGAAAACAAUUAGCAACGAUAUUCACGAGAUUUUUAAUGUACUGGGUAUUGAGGCUGCUAGAAAAUCUAUAGAGAAUGAAAUGUUUGACGUUUUUAUUUAUUACGAAUAUCAUCGAAAGCGGCAACAUUUUAUUCUGCUGGGUGAAGUUAUGACUGCUAAUGGACAUCUGACGUCUAUCAGUAAUCACGGUUUUGAUAGAGAAGAUCUUGGAGCAUUCCUGAGAUGGUCUGCGAAAGAAAAUGAAGACGUUUUGUUUGAUGCUGCUUGUCAUGGAGAGGUCGAUCCUCUGAAAGACGUCACAGGAAAAAAUAUUCUGGGACAAUUGCCUCGCAUUGGCACUGGUUGCUUUGAUUUGUUACUUGACAAUAAAACUCUACUAGGAGGAAAGGAUGCAUAAUAGGUGGUUCAGCUAACGUUCUUAAGAAGAAGACUGAAGAGAUUGUCUAAUUAUUUUUCUAAAAGUUUAAGGAAAAGUUCCUCAGAUAUUAUUAUAUUGAUUUAUCUAAAUUUAUAUUUAGUAAGUAAGUAAAACUUUACAGAUUCUAUAUUUUUAUAGCAAUUAUAUAAAAGAGUUUAAUAAAAUAUAAAUUUAUUG
Molecule: messenger RNA, 4604 nt
Organism: Leptopilina heterotoma
Lineage: Eukaryota; Metazoa; Arthropoda; Insecta; Hymenoptera; Figitidae
Product: DNA-directed RNA polymerase II subunit RPB1-like
Exons: 5
Coding region: 162-4406 (1414 amino acids)
Biological process (GO): DNA-templated transcription
Cellular component (GO): RNA polymerase II, core complex
Molecular function (GO): DNA binding
Source: RefSeq, a predicted model, not a curated record